ACUUGUCAAAGAACCGACUGACAGACGUCCCCUCAGAGGUCUGUCACCUGGUUGCCUUGGAAACACUAAACCUGUAUCACAACUGCAUCAGGACCAUCCCAGACAGCAUCAUCACCCUGCAGUCACUCACCUCCUUAAACCUCAGUCGUAAUCAGCUGGGCUCUCUGCCGGCCUGUCUCUGUGGUUUACCUCUGAGAGUCCUCAACGCCAGCAACAACAAGCUGGUCAGUCUGCCAGAGACCAUCAGACACCUGCACAACCUCAUGGAGCUGGACAUCAGCUGCAAUGAGAUCACGGCUCUUCCUCGUCACAUCGGUCGACUCAAAGCUUUACGAGAACUCAACGUUCGUCGAAACCUCCUCUGCGUCCUGCCAGAAGACCUGGCUGAUCUUCCUCUGGUGAAGUUUGACUUCUCCUGUAACAAGGUCUCCACCAUCCCAGUGUGUUUCAGGAAGAUGAAGCAGCUUCAGUCGCUCCAGUUAGAAAACAACCCACUGCAGAGCCCACCCGCACAGAUCUGUUUAAAGGGAAAAGUUCACAUAUUCAAGUAUCUGAGCAUCGAGGCGUGUCGCAGCGAGAAGAUGCCCGACUCGCUCUACCUGCCCGUCAUAGAGCGGCUCAGCCUAUCACGACCCUCCACCGGCAGUGUGGAGGACAUGGAGCAGCAGAAGAAGCAGGACAGCGACUCAGGAGUCGGCAGCGACAACGGAGACAAGAGACUGUCUGCUACUGAGCCGUCAGACGAGGACAGUCUGAGUCUCAAUGUGCCGAUGAGCCACAUCACUGAGGAGGAGGGGAUCAGUAAAGACGACUCCAGUGAACACAUCAGCUCCUUGACAGCAGAUCCAAACUCCGACUCGGUGCGUCUGAUCGAGGAGAGUCCUACGGAGGCCCUGAAGGAGCAGUUUGGCUACAGAGACUCGGCUCUCAGCACUCGCUUCGUCAGCUACAUCAAGGCAAGUGGUCACGUUGUGUCGGUGCGUGAUUAAAGAUUGAUGCAGUAAAUGGUUCACUUCAUGAAUAAUGGGUUACG
Paralichthys olivaceus (Japanese flounder) is the source of this 1033-nucleotide messenger RNA. Lineage: Eukaryota; Metazoa; Chordata; Actinopteri; Pleuronectiformes; Paralichthyidae. The record is from RefSeq and is a predicted model, not a curated record.